Messenger RNA from Mercurialis annua (annual mercury), 1059 nucleotides. Its product is annotated as GDSL esterase/lipase At2g31540-like. The coding region runs from base 1 to 1059 and encodes 352 amino acids. Gene Ontology annotation, biological process: lipid metabolic process. Lineage: Eukaryota; Viridiplantae; Streptophyta; Magnoliopsida; Malpighiales; Euphorbiaceae. The transcript is spliced from 3 exons. The record is from RefSeq and is a predicted model, not a curated record. Gene Ontology annotation, molecular function: lipase activity.
AUGGCUUUUACUAAUGCCUCUUUACCAAAAUUUCCAGCUAUUUUCAUUUUUGGCGAUUCUAUAUUCGACACCGGUAAUAAUAACUACGUCGAGACAAUAAUCAAGGCUAACUAUCGGCCUUAUGGUCAGGAUAUUAAUAAUGGCGUUCCUACAGGAAGAUUUUCUAAUGGAAAACUUAUUCCUGAUAUGCUUGCUUCUCUUCUUAAAAUUAAGAAUGACAGUGUUCCUCCAUAUUUAAAUCCUAACCUUACUAAUAAUGAUUUUAUUACUGGUGUAAAUUUUGCAUCCGCUGGCGCUGGAUUCGAUGAAACAACAUCUCUAUUUACUAACACAAUUCCUAUUCAGAACCAAUUAAAUUAUUUCAAGGAGUACAUAACAAAGCUUAAAGGGAUUGUUGGAGAGAAAAAAGCUAUGUGGAUAAUUAAUUCCUCUCUAGUGGUAUUAAAUGGUGGAACUAAUGAUUUUAAUCUAAAUAUAUAUGAUAUUCCUAUAAGAGGAUUUAAAAUGACUGCAGUUGAAUAUACAGAUUUUUUAUUAAAGAAAGUGGAAGCUUCUAUUAAGCAAUUCAUAUCUAAUCAUAAAGAAUAUACUUUUAAUCAGGACUUGUAUGGUUUUGGGGUUCGAAAUCUUAUAGUAGCGGGAAUUCUCCCUAUUGGCUCUUUACCCUCUCAAAGAAGUUCAAGAUAUGCCAAUAUAUUUUCACUAGCGUACAGUUUGGAUGAACAAAAUAACAUUUCUCUGGAUUAUAAUCAGAAGCUUAUCAACCUAUUGACUAAACUGCAACAAAGUCUUCCGACAUCGAAAUUUGUCUAUACGGACUUAUAUUACAGAAUAUUGGAAAUGAUUAAUUAUCCCGACAAAUAUGGUUUUCAGGAAACGAAAAACGGAUGUUGUGGAAGCCUUCUAUUUAGACAAGGUGUCCUAUGCGAUACAAUGGCUCUACCAUGUAACGACCCUUCAAAAUAUUUAUUUUGGGAUAGAAUUCAUCCGACAUCAACAACUUAUCAGUAUCUUGUCAAUCUUAUGAUGAAAAAUGAGAUACCUAAAUUUAUCUCCUAA